Rotaria sp. Silwood2 is the source of this 714-nucleotide messenger RNA. NCBI's taxonomy places the organism in Eukaryota, Metazoa, Rotifera, Eurotatoria, Philodinida, Philodinidae. The record is from the annotation of a GenBank genome assembly.
AUGACUGACAUUGAAUCAUGUUCAAAGGAUCAAACAAAAUACAUGACUUCAUUUUCAAAUGUUAUUGAAGAAGAAGCAGAAUCAUUACUUGGAUUUAAAUUCUAUGAAUUUUAUUAUUAUCAAACACCGAUUGAACAAUUUAUUACAACAAUAGCACCAGAACAGCUGAAGAAAAAAAUUUUUGAGCGAUUGAUCGAUUGUAUUUUAUCAGAAGGAUUUCCAGAGGGUACAAUUUUGCCAAUCAAUGAAUCAGUCGUGACAGACAACGUCGGAAUUAUUUUACAAGCCAUCGUUUCUUAUCAUAAACUUACAAUGAAUCGUAAUGAUUUUAUAUUAUUACGAGAGAAACAAAUCAUUAGUAAGAACGAACAAUUUGGUGGAAACAUGGAAUUUAUCAUAGCUCAAACUACCAAUGUCGAAAACACUCGUUAUGUACUCGUCGUCGAACCGAAAUCUGAUUCACUUGGAAAAGGACUUACUCAACUGUUAUUAGUAUUAAAAUCUAUAUGGGAUAUAAAUAAUGAUAACAAAAUGGUGUAUGGAUUGUUAACAACAGGAAUCAAUUGGCAAUUAGUAACGUAUGACGGUCAAUCUUGGAAAUUAUCAGAACCAUCUACUGUUUUACUUGCAAAUAUGAGAAAACAAGAAGAUCGAUGGUUGAAAAAUAAUACACAAAUAUUAGAUGUCAUUUAUAGUAUUUUGUCAUCAAUAUGA